CUUUUCCGCGUCGGCUAACUUCCUCAUCGGGAGUCUGCUCGUCAACUUCUUCAGUUCAGCGACGGUCCAGUCUGAAGCUGCUCUCUACUCUUCCCAACAGCUUCUCUUUCAGCUUCGCAGAUGUCCAAACCUCCUCCUAAGCCGGCCAAACCAGGCCAAGUCAAGGUGUUCAGAGCAUUGUUCACCUUCGACCCCAGAACGCCAGACGAGUUGUACUUUGAAGAAGGAGACAUUUUGUACAUCUCUGACACAAGUGACAGUAAUUGGUGGAAGGGGACAUGUAGAGGAAGGACGGGACUGAUUCCAAGUAACUAUGUGGCUGAGCAGGCUGAGUCUAUUGACAAUCCAAUGCACGAAGCAGCCAAGCGAGGCAAUCUUAGCUGGCUGAGAGAAUGUGUGGACAACAAGGUUGGGAUCAACGGGCUGGAUAAGGCAGGAAACACUGCCCUCUACUGGGGAUGCCACGGAGGACAUAAAGAUGUGGUGGAGUUGUUGCUAGGCCAGGCUAAUGUGGAGCUCAACCAGCAGAAUAAACUUGGGGACACUGUGCUGCACGCUGCUGCCUGGAAGGGUUAUUCUGACAUUGUGGAAAUGCUGCUUAACAAGGGUGCAAGGACAGACAUCAGGAACAACGAGAACAAACUCGCUCUGGAAAUGGCAACCAACGCACAGUGUGCUUCUCUUCUAAAAAGGAAACAGGGAACCAAUAUCACGCGCACGCACAGCAAUGCUGAAGAGUAUUUGGACGAUGAGGACUCGGACUGAGCUGGUACUACUGGAGCAUUCAUUGGUUUAAUGGGGGUUCAUGAAACUUUAUUGGAUACCUAAAAUGGAUUUGUUGCAUCUGCAAGUCCAUUUUUAUUUCAUUUAUAUUGUUAAUACUUCAGUCUGUGUCCUUCAGCCUCAAAUCAGUGUGAAUUUCAAAGCACUGAAUUAAUCGUAUUUACAGUUCGCCUGCUUUGCCAAGUGCGUUCCCAGAUGUAGGGAAUUGCUCUUGGGACUCUGGGAGCACAAACACAACAUGAACUGAGGGCCAGAAUAUGUAUAGAUGACGGGAAAAGGGACCAAAUCUUUUGAGACCACACUCCAAACAUGCGGCUUAUGUUCAGCCUAUUAAAAUGGGAAUUAAAGUGCCAGUUCAGAUUAGAUGUUUGAUCUUGAAAAUUUCAAGCUCCUUAUUUACUGACCUAAAAACGUGACCAAAAAUUAUUGGAUAGGUCUCUUGCAGCUUGGACCUUUUUAUCACAACUUUGUACAGUGUGGGAACAUUACAUUAACUGCAAUGUUUCCCCUUUAAAUGGGAUCCAAAAGUGAAAUGUUUUCCUUUGUUACAUCAUUAACACUUAAAGGUGUCAUUCAUGUGGAUUAAUGGGAUAAAUUGUAAACAGUCUUGUAUAGCAGUUAUCCCGUUAAACAAGCCUGUAUUUUGGUCUGUUGUAACAUUUCCACUUGCAUGUGAGAUCUGCUUUCAUAUCACUGUAACUAAAGACUGGACUUUUAAAUUUCUAUAUAAAUCAACAUUUUGGGA
Molecule: messenger RNA, 1528 nt
Organism: Cololabis saira (Pacific saury)
Lineage: Eukaryota; Metazoa; Chordata; Actinopteri; Beloniformes; Belonidae
Gene: ostf1
Product: osteoclast stimulating factor 1
Exons: 10
Coding region: 121-765 (214 amino acids)
Biological process (GO): signal transduction
Molecular function (GO): protein binding
Source: RefSeq, a predicted model, not a curated record